AUGUGUUCCUAUCCUGUCAUUGUUGGCUGUCGGCGCCAUUCACCAGAUGUUGGUCAGCCAUCGACUGCGCAUGCUGUUGCGCCAAUCGUCGAAAGCGGCGAUGCUCGAGUCGUUCAUGACUUCUGCGUAUUAGAUGGAUUCGGCGCUGAUGCUAUUUGCCCGUAUAUGGUUUUCGACGGAUUCCGUCAGGCUGUUGAGCGCGGUAUCUUCAAGGUGAUGGCAAAGAUGGGCAUCUCGACCCUGCAUUCGUAUAAGGUGACCGGCGCCAUUAUUACC
Mesorhabditis spiculigera is the source of this 276-nucleotide messenger RNA. The record is from the annotation of a GenBank genome assembly. Lineage: Eukaryota; Metazoa; Nematoda; Chromadorea; Rhabditida; Rhabditidae.